Messenger RNA from Rhopilema esculentum, 1764 nucleotides. RefSeq lists its product as uncharacterized. Gene Ontology annotation, biological process: cell differentiation; regulation of transcription by RNA polymerase II. NCBI's taxonomy places the organism in Eukaryota, Metazoa, Cnidaria, Scyphozoa, Rhizostomeae, Rhizostomatidae. The record is from RefSeq and is a predicted model, not a curated record. Gene Ontology annotation, cellular component: nucleus. Gene Ontology annotation, molecular function: sequence-specific DNA binding; DNA-binding transcription factor activity, RNA polymerase II-specific.
AUGGACCUUUUCAAAGGCAAUAGUUUUGAAGAAGAUUUUUUGUUGGAGGGUUUUGGAAAGCUAGUGGACUUCGAUCCAAAUCUGCACGAAGGCUCGUCUUCUUCAUUCGAAGAUAUACUGACAUGCAGUUCGCCACUGGAGAAAGAGCCUCCACAGCCAAUGAGCUGCACGGACGGAUCGACGUGUAGCUCCCCGUAUGAUGAUGAAGUCGACGGAGAUGCAUUUGGAUUCAGUGACUUUGAAGAUGUGUUUUUCCCGGUAGAAGGCGAGAUGACCAGGCCCGACAUUUCAAAUGACAUCACUGUUACUAAUUUUGGACUGGAAAGUCGUGUUCAACAGCAAGUGAAAGAUGAGCCGUUUGUACUCACGAGAGGUGACUUAAAUGCUGAUAAUAUUGAAACGCUGAGGCAGCUGCUUUUGUACCAAACUGAGGACAUCCUGAGGUCUGACAAGAGACAAGAUUUUUUUGUGCAGAAGCCAACAAGCAUUUUCUCGGAGCAGUUUGAGCAGUUUACAUACCACCUGUCACCGUUUAGCGGAGUUACUACAUGCGCAGUUACAAACAGCAGCAACAACAAAGACAAUAACAUUUACUUCAGGACUAUGAACAAACUUCAACAAGAACACGAACAACCAGAAAAGCAGAUCGAGCAGCAACAACAUCUGUCAGCUGCAAAGAUAGACUUGAAACAAGAGAAUUCUGAUAGCUGGGACGAAAGUGUAGAAGAGGGCGAGAGAAGUUCAAUAAAAGCUUCACCAACCCAGCACAAAGUUAAGAGGAAGAAGAGGAAAUACGAGAGAAGAGCAUCAGCACGAAAGAGCAUUCAGCUUUACCAGUUCAUGCUAAAGCUACUGGACAGCGAGGACGAGUGUGUCACAUGGGUAUCACGUGAAGAUGGCGUUUUCAAGCUUUUGCAAUCGAAGAAUGUUGCUCAGAGGUGGGGAAUGUACAAGAAAAACGAUAACAUGACAUAUGAAAGUCUUAGUCGAGCAUUGCGUCAUUAUUAUGCGCAAGAAAUACUUACCCCAGUCCCAAAGAAACUGCAUUACAAAUUCUGCCAGAAAACGUUGGACGAUUGGUAUAGCGCGAAAACGUGCUAGAGUAGAUUGGCUCCGAAAGGACAUGGGUCUUUCUAGAUUUUAGCAAGAUUUUUAUAAUAAAUUGUGUAUUUGGGGCCUAUCUUGACAUUUCAUAGUGCUGUUGAUGUGACAUGCUAUCUCUCAGUAUUUAUUUACCAUGAAAUUGUAGGAUAUUCUUCAUUCUACAAAAUAUCUGCUUUAUACUGAGAAAGUAUUUGAAUUAAAGGCCAUACGAAAACGUUAGCAGAACUAGGCACCGGAUUUUCACAGGGGCCAUUUUCCAUAGGCCACAUCGCAAUCAAUGUGAACAAAACUAGAGUCUGGUUGGCCUAGAAAUAGGCCUCUAGAAUCCAGAAUUUUGUCGCGUUGACCUUGAAGUGAAAGCAAGUAACAUUUUUAAGUAACAUUUUAUAGGUGUUGUUUGGCUGGCCCCAAAUUCAUGGUAUAUAUUUGUAAAUAGAAUAGCUUAUAUAAACCUUAAGAGGUUCAUUUUUACUUUGUUAAAUGUAUUCGUAUUUGGACGAUAUCGUGGUUUUAUUGAACUUCCAGCAACAGUAAGAUUCAAAUUGUCCAACUGGCAAAGCCAGUCAAAUUCUUUUACUGUGACAAUUGCUUUAUAGGCCCUUCUCAUCUCCUUGGUAACUUCAUAUAUAGGUGUAAAGGUUAUACAAUGAUAUACUAAAA